Pseudonaja textilis is the source of this 4609-nucleotide messenger RNA. It is a transcript of the gene CEBPB, whose product is annotated as CCAAT enhancer binding protein beta. NCBI's taxonomy places the organism in Eukaryota, Metazoa, Chordata, Lepidosauria, Squamata, Elapidae. Gene Ontology annotation, molecular function: RNA polymerase II cis-regulatory region sequence-specific DNA binding; DNA-binding transcription factor activity, RNA polymerase II-specific. Gene Ontology annotation, biological process: regulation of transcription by RNA polymerase II; regulation of cell differentiation; DNA-templated transcription. The record is from RefSeq and is a predicted model, not a curated record.
UCUGCAGAUCUUGUAUUUAUUUAUUUAUAGACCGCUUUCAUUGUAUUUUUUUGCAAAUAAGGCAGUGAACAUAUACAACACACCUUCCUCCUUCCACUUUCCCCACACAAUAACCCUGCGGAGGUGGAUUGGGCUGAGAGAAUGUGACUGACCAGAGGUCACCCAGUGGCUUUCAUGGCUAGGGCAGGACUUGAACUUGGAGUCUCCUGCUUUCUAACCUGGUGCCUUGAAUACUAGGCCAAACCGGUUCUUUCUGCAUUAUUGUGGAGAAAUAAUAUAAUUUUGUUAAUCAAUAGAAUUAGCGUUGCUAUGAAGAGAGAAUGAAUAAUACUAAAUUCUACAAAGACCAAAACGUAUCAAAAUUUAAGCCUGAUUUGGAUCACUAUAUAUACCCAUUCCUCAUUUUUUAAAAAUACAAUAUAUAAUGCUCUGAUUUCGUUUUUAAUCUAUAACAAGGAGAACUAGAACCAUGAAUUUAAAGAUCAUUUCAUGCUCUAUAAGAAAAGCCCAAGUUCUUUUUGUAAAUAAAUAUAUAUAUAUAUAUUCCAGCCAAUAAGAUCGAUUUGAAAAGAGAGCAAAAGGAAUGCAGGGCUAUAUACCCAAUUUUUUUUAAAAAAAACCCUUCCUCUUUUUAAAAUCUCUGAGGUUUGGGCCUUCAUAAAGAGCUGUCUGCUGAAUCGCAUAAUGCAAUACCUGUUCCUCUGGCUUAACGUUGGUGUUCUCACACCACAGGAUUGGUUCAUAUUAUUCCGAGAUGCAUUACCAUUUGCUCCCCAGUGCUGGAUUGCCCCUGCUAAGUCAAAAGACACUCCUGCUUUCUUUAAUUACAUGUUUGGCUUCGAUUGCUUUGUUUUUUUGUUUUCUUUUUGCCCUUUCUUCUGGGACUGAGUCAUGACUCUUUGCAGGUAAAUACGGGGCUACUCGGUGAGGGGACCCACACAUUUGGCUUCCAAGGUGGGCAUCUUUUAACACCUAAACAGAGUCUCGAAACUCAUGACGUCCAAGCUCGCUGUGGUCCUUCAGAAGACAAUGAGAGCUCAAACUUGCCAAGGAAUGUCAGGGCCACUCCAAGGACGCCAUUUGAAGCGCACUGUUUUCAUUCCAGACCAAAUGACGACACUCACAGCUGCAAAAGAUACUCGUGGGGAAAGGAUGGGGGUGAUCUUGGAGAGAAGACCAGUCACUCCCCCAAUGCUCAUGAGGAAGAGAGAAAACUCUCAGGUCUGCUUUUCCUCCACGGGGCACUUUGGAUUUCCUAUGGGAAUCAUUGCAGGAGGAGAACUGGGUUAGUCUAGGGUAACCCAAGUUUCUUUUCGAACUAGCAAAUGCUAGCAAAGGGCACACACUUCAGGCACAGCAGCUGUGCAUCUGCCGAAGUGAACUGCAGUUCAUGGAAGUUUCUGCUUUUUAAUAACAAUUGUUAGCCUGGAAAGGGGCUAUCAUGCAAUUCCUUCUGAACAGAACCAAAUACUGUCCUACUUUCCAUGCCAGAAAGGGCCAGAAAUAUAUAGAUAGCAAUCAGCAAAGGGGAACCUCCUUUUGAAAAGGUGCUGAAUUCCAUGUCAUCUUCUGAUUUCUGGGUCCUAAGAAGAAGUGGACCUCCCUACCAUCAUGUCUUUUGCUGAAGGAAUAACACACUGAUAAAUUGUAACAACACCUAGGCAUCUUUACCCAAUCCUGCCGAAGGAUUGCAGAAGGCAAAAUGCUGUGCCCAGGAGUGGGAGUGAUUGGGUGAAGAGCAUGUUAAUUCAGGAUUCUAGAGUGCAAAACAAGUUUAUCUGAAGUUUCAGAAAUUCCUUCCUUCCUUCCUUCCUUCCUUCCUUCCUUCCUUUUCUUUCUUUCUUUCCUUUCUUUUACUUUCUUUCUUUUUUGCAGUGGCUCUUCCUCAUUUGCUACAUCCACGUUUGAGACUAAAUUUAUUUCUUACCAGACCUCGUUUCUGCACUAACCAUCACUAGCAGCAUAAUCUUAUGCUGGUUUGUUUUGAAAUCUGUUUUAAUCAGAGGCAUAACACCGUAAUUAGUCAAAAAGCAUGACACCCAUGUAUCCUAAAACUACCCAACGAAAUGUUAGCCUUAGAUAUUGUGCAAAACCUCUGCCCACAUAAUUUAUGGUUCAAGGUGUCAAGAACAUUGGGUAAUGUCAUGCACGAUGUUAAUCAUGGACAUGUCACGCAAACACAGAUCUUGGGUUUCAGCUGCUUAGAGUGGGGUAUCUGUCCACCCUCUUUUAAGCCUGGCACACUCACUCUCACUGAAAACUUCUCUCCACCCACAAACGAGGCUGCAAGAUCUACUUUUGUGACCGGAGCCAGGAGCUCCGGUUGCUGCGCUCCACGGAACUUCCUUGCUCUAUAAAGGUAUUUUAGAAUAAGGCAAUCCUAUCCAAGCCUCGUUUGGGUGCGCUUGGGACGACGGGACGCGAAAAGGACCCGUCUUCUUAACAGGAGCGCAAAUCAGUCCAUGCAUUUGGCUUGGAGAGGGGGGAGGGGGAAAGGAGAAAAAAAAAGAACCUUCUCUUCCCAAACCGGAGGUGCCGAAGGAAUUUGGGAAUCUGGAAUGCCAGAGGCUUCCAUCCAAGCCCGGAUCACCCCACUCGGGGUUUGGGAAAACCCAACUGGGGCUCAGGAGAAAAGAUCAUACGCACGCCCAACUUUGCCCCGGCCGCAAAGACGCCCCACCCCUCGUGGCGAGCCCGGGCCAACCAGCCCUUGCUCCCACCUCCUCUCCUCCUCGAAUCGCGCCGUGGUGUCGCCUUGUUAUGAAUGGCCAAGGCUCCGGGAAGUACAGACGCUCCGCGAACGCCUUACUUUGAGGCUGGAGCCAGCCAGCAAGCGAGCCCUCUCCGAGCGCCGGAGCGAAUAGCACAGAGCGCACAGCGGACAGCGCACAGCAAGCAGGCGGUGAAUGACCUCUCUCUCUCUCUCUCUCUUUCUGUGCUUGCGCUGCGCCGCUCCGCCCCUAUAAAUAACUGAGCGCAAAGGAACUUUCCCAAGUCAAGAGACUUUCAGAAGGAGAAGACACUCGGCACCUACCGCCAAAUGGUCCGGAGGAACCAGCAGCAGCAGGAGCGGUCGGCCGGCAGCUGCAGCGUCUAAGCAACCCUUCGCGAUUUUCAAUUUCAAUUUUUAUUUUUUUUGAUUUGAAGAAGGGGGCCCUCUCAAGCCCCUUCCCCUCCCCGCCCCCCGAUUUCGGACAGGAGUUUCAGGAGCAAAAGGCAAAGGAAGGCUAAAGAGGAAUUGCCGGCGUCUCCUCGGUCGGCGCUUGCAACGUCCCCGCCCUCUCGCUUCUGGAGGCAUUGGAGAGGGGGGGUGUCUCCGGUGGCCGAGGUUCCCCUUCGCCCCCGCCGCUCCCCUCCUUUUGCUUUCAUGCAACGCCUGGUAGCCUGGGAUCAGGCAUGCCACCCCCUUCAGCCCGCGGCCUUUAAAUCCAUGGAAGUGGCUAAUUUCUAUUACGAGGCGGACUGUCUGGCUGCUCUGAACAAGCUGCACCCCCGGGCGGCGGGGGCCCGCUCCAUGACCGAGCUCACCGUGGGGGAUCACGAGAGAGCCAUCGACUUCAGCCCUUACCUGGACCCUUUAGCAUCGCAGCCGCCGCCGCCGCAACAGCAACAGCAACAGCAGCCGCCGCCGCCUCCUUCCACGGCAGCAGGGGGCAACUUUGAGCCUGUUUGCAGCAGCGGCGGGAGCAGCGGCCAAGAUUUCCUCUCCGAUCUCUUCUCCGAGCAGGACUAUAAAGGCGGCGGGAAGAAGCACCCCGACUACGCUUACAUCAGCCUAAGCCGACACAGCCACCACUCGGGCGUCGGACAGAACCACAAAACCGGGCCGCUGCUGGGUUGUUUCCCGCCGCAGAUGGUCGAGACCAAAGUGGAGCCGGUCUUCGAGCACUUGGAUUCUUGCAAAGGGGCCCGCAAGGAAGAAAGCGGCGGCGGCGGCGGCGGAGGAGGAGCAGGGCCCGGCCUGGGGGGAAUGUCCUCGCCUUACGGCAGCACCGUCCGCUCCUAUUUGGGCUACCAGUCCGUGCCGAGCGGGAGCAGCGGGAACCUCUCCACCUCGUCGUCUUCCAGCCCGCCCGGCACCCCGAACCCGUCCGAUUCCUCGAAGUCCGCCUCGGUCGGAGGAGGAAGUGGCGGCGGCGGCGGCGUUUACCCGGCAGGCCCCAGUGGAGGCGGCGGCGGCAGCGGCAGCGGCAAGAACAAGUCCAAGAAGUGCGUGGACAAGCACAGCGAGGAGUACAAGAUCCGCCGCGAGAGGAACAACAUCGCCGUGCGCAAGAGCCGCGACAAAGCCAAGAUGCGCAACCUGGAGACGCAGCACAAAGUCUUGGAACUGACGGCCGAGAACGAGCGGCUCCAAAAGAAAGUCGAGCAGCUCUCCCGGGAACUCAGCACCCUCAGGAACUUGUUCAAACAGCUGCCCGAGCCGCUUUUGGCCUCCUCCGGACAUUGCUAGCCUUUUUUCCCCGUUGACCCUCCCCCCCUCCUCUCCCCCGUACAGCUGGACGCCGCUGGAAACAACGCUGUGUGGGGUUUGGGCAGGCGAAGGGUUACGGGGGGGGGGAGGGGAAGGAAUGGAGCGGUGCGCGCGCGUGUAUGUGUGUAUGUGUGA